CUGUGUGUGUGCGGAUGUGAAACAACUGAGGUCGGGAUGAGACGUUCUGCAAGAAUACUCAAGAUAUAACAUGUUUUUUUUAAAUAUAUGUCUUAACUUAUAAGUAUGCAGUGACUAUAUCAUCUUAGGUUCCAUUUAAAUCGACUCUUUGCCCUCUGGUAGUUCCCAGCCGACGAUAUGGAGACUCUGAUUCCUGUCAUAAACCGGCUACAGGAGGUUUUCCUCACCGUCGGCGCUGAGAGCAUUCAACUGCCCCAGAUUGUGGUGGUUGGAUCCCAGAGCAGUGGAAAGAGCUCUGUGCUGGAGAGCCUGGUAGGGCGUGACUUUUUGCCCCGGGGGUCAGGCAUUGUCACACGGCGCCCCCUGGUGUUACAGCUGGUGCAUGUGCCCCCCCUUGAGGAGAGGGGGAAGCAGGAUAACGGAAACGGGCCAAAACAAAACUCCCAAAACGCCUAUCCAGGUAUCAAGGCAGAGGAGUGGGGAACCUUCCUUCACUGUAAAAACCAGAUAUUCACAGAUUUCUCAGAAAUUUGCAAGGAGAUAGAGUUGGAAACUGACCGUGGCACUGGAGAAAACAAGGGCAUCAGUCCAGAGCCCAUCUACCUGAAGAUCUAUUCCCCAAAUGUCCUCAACCUCACUCUUGUAGACCUGCCAGGAAUCACCAAGGUGCCGGUCGGUGAUCAGCCAGAGGACAUUGAGGCGCAGGUGCAGGAGAUGAUCAUCAGCUUCAUCUCCAACCCCAACUCCCUCAUCCUUUGCGUGUCGCCCGCCAACUCCGACCUCGCCACUUCAGAGGGGCUCAAGCUGGCUCGCGAGGUUGACCCAGACGGCCGCAGGACUCUGCUAGUGGUCAGUAAGCUGGACCUGAUGGAUGCUGGCACCGAUGCUUUGGAGGUGCUUCUGGGUCGAGUCAUUCCAGUGCGCCUGGGGAUUGUUGGUGUGGUGAACAGGAGCCAACACGACCUGAACACCAAGAAGAGCCUGGACGACUGUGCCAAGGACGAGCAGGCCUUCCUGCAACGCCACUACCCGUCGCUGGCAUCGCGCUGCGGCUCGCGCUACCUGGCGCGCACGCUCAGCCGCCUGCUCAUGCACCACAUCCGAGACUGCCUGCCAGAGCUGAAGACGCGCGUGACGGUGCUCAGUGCCCAGUACCAGACGCGGCUGAGCGGCUACGGGCAGCCCGUGGAGGACCACAGCGCCACGCUGCUGCAGAUCGUCACCAAGUUCGCCUCCGACUACUGCAACACCAUCGAGGGCACGGCGCGCUACAUCCAGACCUCCGAGCUCUGUGGGGGAGCCCGUAUCUGCUACAUCUUCCAUGAGACCUUUGGCCGCACACUGCAGUCCAUCGACCCCCUGGGUGGCCUGUCGGAACUUGAUAUCCUCACAGCCAUACGCAAUGCAACGGGGCCGCGUCCAGCGCUGUUUGUGCCGGAGGUGUCGUUUGAGCUGCUGGUGAAGAAACAGAUUAAGCGUCUGGAGGAGCCCAGCCUGCGCUGUGUGGAGCUGGUGCACGAGGAGAUGCAGAGGAUCAUCCAGCACUGCUCUUCCUUUAGCACGCAGGAGCUGCUGCGGUUUCCUAAGCUGCACGACUCGAUCGUGGAGGUUGUGACUGGCCUGCUGAGGAAGCGGCUGCCCGUCACUAAUGAAAUGGUUCACAACCUGGUGGCUAUCGAGCUGGCGUACAUCAACACUAAGCACCCUGACUUCACCGACGCGGCACAGGUGUCGGCAUCCGUCAACAGCCAGCAGACGGAGCCAAUGGAUGGGGGGAAGCGCUGGAAGAAUGAGAAGGAAGAGAAGGCCCCUUCCUCUGCCUUCAGCAGCCCCAGCAGAGCGGUCAACCUGCUGGACAACGCGGUGCCCAUCACACGUAAGCUAACCGCUCGAGAGCAGCGCGACUGCGAAGUCAUCCAGAGGCUGAUCAAGUGCUACUUCCUCAUCGUGCGCAAGAACAUCCAGGACAGCGUGCCGAAGACGGUCAUGCACUUUCUGGUGAACCAUGUGAAGGAGCGUCUGCAGAGCGAACUGGUGGGUCAGCUGUACAAGCUGCCGCUGCUGCAGAACCUGCUCAUCGAGUCUCAGGACACUGCCCAGCAGAGGACCGAGGUCGCGCAGAUGCUAGAGGCCCUCCAGAAAGCCAGCAACAUCAUCUCAGAGAUAAGAGAGACUCACCUGUGGUAGUCAAACAAACAGCCUGUCCUAGAGGAUGUGUUUACACAUGCAGAUGUGUGUGUGUGUGUGUGUGUGUGUGUGUGUGUGCGUUUGUGUGUACGGUGUGCUUGUGUAUAUGGAACGCGGUCAUCACUGGAUAUACAGCAGCCUUCGUUCAACCAGCAGCUGAGCAUAUCUAACCAUGGACCACUGGUCAGUGAAAUCAGGACCCUUUGAUGUUUUCACUUACAUUGAAAAUGAACUGGGACUAGUACGCCCACGCACACACACACACACACACACACACACACACACACACACACACACACACACACACAAAUAUUUAUUACACACACACACAUAUAUAUAUUACACACACACACAGACUCCAAUAAGCUGAGGCAAUGAGUGGGUGGUUUUGAAGGGUGGGGUGGGGACCAGAGAGGGAUUGAUUGAGCCGGCCAAGCCAAAGCCUCCCCGCUCCAUCAGCAACUCAGCAACGCUUCAGUUCUAGACCAAGGGUGCAUUUAACUCCUUCGACACGAAUAGAAAUGUUAACGUGAAAGUAAUGACGAAAGAGCGCAGGACACAAGGUAAUGUCACGCUUGGCCGCCUCCGUCCGAGCCCUGAUAUAACUCUCUCUGUCCACCACCGUGAGAUUCAGCACAUUCAGCCAGCCGCAACAGAACAAAAGUCUCGGAGAGUCCAUUAUCCGUGGUCUGGAUCAGCAUUAUUUCCUUUAUGUAACAGUCCGGUCAUUAGAUUGCACUUGUAAAUAUAAGACCUAACGUGGUGUCAAAUAUAUUGAUAAAAGUUAGUAAGGAGCGUUCGAAAGUCCUGAAGUUCUCACUUCAGUUCUGUGUGUGUGUGUGUGUGUGUGUGUGUGUGUGUGUGUGUGUGUGUGUGUGUGUGUGCGUGUGUGUGUGUGUGUGUGUGUGUGUCAGUGUCAGUCAUUGAUUACAUGUCUAUUUAUGGGAGCCUGGUUAAUAGAAUAUUGUACGCUAGCUGAGCGGUGUGCAGCUAUUUUGGUCUGGGCGCAUGUUCUGGAUGAAGGGAGCGUAAUGAGGGUAGUCAGUCAUCAUUAGUGCAUCUCAGCCUCGGGGACCUAACGGAGUUCAGGGGCGGGGGGGGGGGGGGAGGUGGUGUAGGUGUGUCGAGAUGACCAAAUGCAGCCAGAGGAUCUGACAGCAACGAGAGGAAUGCCACGCGUGCGUAGCUUAAUUGGUCCGUGGGAACUGGGAAAGGGCGCCAAAGAGACACAGUUGGCCACAGCCCACAGAAGAAUUCACUUUACACACGGCGGGUUGGUUUCGGAUUGAAACACAUGGGGGAAGUCUUCCUCUGCUGAAGCGCCCAUGUUUUGAUGACUUUAGCAACAGCAUAGGGGUUGUAGUGAUCUUAACAAAGAUGUUGUGUCUACAGAGGAUGUGCGUGUAAACGGGUUUACGUCUUUAGUUAAACGAGGUUGCGAUCCUGUUACAGAAACGCUUCUCACUCUUCAAGUGUGAAGUGAAACGUUUAGUGUAAGUCAUUCGCUUGGGGUCUGGUUUGAGACCUCACCUAGCUGCCAUAUAUAUAUCUAAAGACAAAGAGUUUUGUUUGUUUCCUUCUGCAUGUGGUGUAGUCUGUUGUUAACGUGUGAGAGGGCAGAACUUGCUUUCUGUGGUUUUGGGUUGCAGCUCAACUUGUUUAUUGUGAGGGCACCCUCGCUGGAGGCAUUAAGGGGAUUGGUAGUCUGGCACGGUGUCUGGAAGUCUGGGCCGGAGUUCUCCAUCGAGCAGGCCCCCAGACCUCGGAGACCAGAGGCAGGUCACUCUCUCCUCUCAGGGUUGCCCUUCUGCUCUGACCUAUCCAGCUCCUUGUCUUUCUUUUGUGUGUGUGUGUGUGUGUGUGUGUGUGUGUGUGUGUGAGAGAGAGAGAGAGAGGGCCAGAGAAAUAUUGGUUGUGCAUGUUUAGUGGUGCCAUGUCCUAUUUAAAUCUCUCAAUGUGAGGUUACAAUCUUGCCCUCAGCCUUGUCCUUCAUUCGUGAUCCCCAAUGUGUGUGUGUGCGUGCGUGCGUGCGUGCGUGCGUGCGUGCGUGCGUGUGUGCGUGUGCGCGCACAGAUGCUUGCCGACGCACUUGAUCCAGGGAGGCGACUCUCAUCCAGUAUAUAUCAUGCAUAUACUGCACUCUCUCCCCCCACCCCGAAACCUGUCCCAGGGAACUGUGUUUGUUGAUGUGUGGUGUUGCUGCCGACAUUCGUUCGUUUGUGAGAGGCUAUGGGGAAAUAAGACGGUGAAAACAAAAACAACAAGCACUGCCUCGUGCAGAGGGCAUAAAGAGGACAGUGUGCGAACAUCAUGGGACUGAAGUCUUUUUGAAAGUGUGUGUGUGUGUGCGUGUGCGUGUGCGUGUGCGUGUGCGUGUGUGUGUGCGUGUGCGUACAUGCGUGAGUGUGCACGUGUGCAUGUGUGUAUAUGUGCGUGUGUAAAUCUAUGUGUCUGUACAUGUGUGCUUGAGUAGAAGAGGGAAUGUGUAGUGUGUUUUGUAUUACUCUGAAUGAUAUUUUACAUAUACAGUUGCCUGAAAGUUCUUGCCUGCCAAUAUUGUUUUUUUCGUUCGUUUGUCAUACGUACAUGUCAGUGUCAUUCAUGUCUGCUGUAGAGAGAAAAUAAACAAGUCUAAUGUGAACAGCA
Alosa sapidissima (American shad) is the source of this 4833-nucleotide messenger RNA. Its product is annotated as dynamin-1-like protein. The transcript is spliced from 18 exons. Lineage: Eukaryota; Metazoa; Chordata; Actinopteri; Clupeiformes; Clupeidae. Gene Ontology annotation, cellular component: cytoplasm; microtubule; mitochondrion. Bases 178 to 2187 code for a protein of 669 amino acids. The record is from RefSeq and is a predicted model, not a curated record. Gene Ontology annotation, biological process: mitochondrial fission. Gene Ontology annotation, molecular function: GTP binding; GTPase activity; microtubule binding.